CUUACGUCCCACACCGGCCAGAGAUCUGGGAAGGAAGCAGUUUCAGGCAUCUCAACUGAGCCUGCUACUGGGAGAGGAGAGAAACUGAGGUUUACUUUCCCAGCUCCCAGAGGUGGACAUUGUUGACGCUGCUGCCGAAGUGAUAACUACAUUUCUGAGCUGGUUGAUUCACAAGCCGGUUCUCCAAAGUACUUACUACUUACUGGAUAAGCCACUACUACAGACUACGUUCCCAAUGCAAUUUCCAAUGAUGAUAACUGCCCUUAAAAUUCAUUCAGACCUGGAAAUCUGUGUGAAGCCAAUGGAGCCUUGAAGUAUAACUAAGGACAGAGACCAUCACGAGGCACAAACAUCACCAACUUGCAUGAUUAUGGAGAUGGUCUGUGUGAUGCUGAAAAUGUCUCUAGUUUUUUGACAACGGCUAAAUAACCAUGGGGUCCAGUGGACUUGGGAAAGCAGCAACAUUAGACGAACUGCUGAGCACCUGCAUUGAGAUGUUUGAUGACAAUGGAGAGCUGGAUAAUAGUUAUUUGCCAAGAAUAGUUCUACUGAUGCACCGAUGGUAUUUAUCUUCCACUGAAUUGGCAGAAAAACUUCUCUGCAUGUAUCGAAAUGCCAGUGGAGAAAGCUGUGAUGAAUUUCGAUUAAAGAUCUGCUACUUCAUGAGGUACUGGAUUCUGAAAUUUCCUGCAGAGUUUAAUUUGGACCUUGGUUUGAUCCGCAUGACCGAAGAAUUCCGAGAAGUAGCUAGUCAACUAGGAUAUGAAAAACAUGUCAGCCUCAUCGACAUAUCCAGCAUACCGUCCUAUGAUUGGAUGAGAAGAGUCACACAGAGGAAAAAAGUAUCCAAGAAGGGAAAAGCCUGUCUGCUGUUUGACCAUCUGGAGCCCAUUGAGUUGGCUGAGCACCUCACUUUUCUGGAGCAUAAAUCUUUUCGAAGGAUCUCAUUUACUGAUUACCAAAGCUAUGUCAUCCAUGGCUGCCUGGAGAAUAACCCGACCUUGGAGAGAUCUAUUGCUUUAUUUAAUGGAAUCUCUAAGUGGGUCCAGUUGAUGGUUCUGAGCAAACCAACCCCCCAGCAAAGAGCAGAAGUCAUCACAAAGUUUAUCAAUGUUGCCAAGAAGCUCCUUCAGCUCAAAAACUUUAACACCCUGAUGGCAGUGGUGGGAGGCCUUAGUCAUAGUUCCAUUUCACGCCUCAAAGAGACCCAUUCUCAUCUUUCUUCAGAAGUUACCAAGAACUGGAAUGAAAUGACAGAGCUGGUCUCCUCCAACGGCAAUUACUGCAAUUACCGCAAGGCCUUUGCCGACUGCGAGGGCUUCAAAAUCCCCAUCCUUGGUGUGCACUUGAAAGACUUGAUAGCAGUCCAUGUCAUUUUCCCAGACUGGACGGAGGAGAACAAAGUGAACAUUGUGAAAAUGCACCAGCUCUCCGUCACCCUGAGUGAACUGGUCUCCCUGCAGAAUGCCUCCCACCACUUAGAGCCCAACAUGGAUUUGAUCAACCUGCUCACGCUUUCACUGGACCUCUAUCACACAGAAGAUGAUAUUUAUAAAUUGUCACUGGUGCUGGAACCUAGAAAUUCUAAAUCGCCUACCUCCCCUACGACGCCUACCAAGCCCGUGGUGCCCCUGGAGUGGGCAUCAGGAGUGGUGCCAAAGCCAGACCCCACGGUCAUCAACAAGCACAUAAGGAAAUUAGUUGAGUCUGUGUUUAGAAACUAUGACCAUGACCAUGAUGGGUACAUCUCCCAAGAGGACUUUGAAAGUAUAGCUGCCAAUUUUCCCUUCUUGGAUUCCUUCUGUGUGCUGGACAAAGAUCAGGAUGGCCUAAUUAGUAAAGAUGAAAUGAUGGCUUACUUCCUGAGAGCGAAGUCCCAACUACACUGUAAAAUGGGACCAGGAUUUAUCCAUAAUUUUCAGGAGAUGACCUAUCUCAAGCCAACCUUCUGCGAACACUGUGCAGGAUUUCUCUGGGGCAUUAUCAAGCAAGGAUACAAAUGCAAAGACUGCGGAGCCAAUUGUCACAAGCAGUGCAAAGACCUCCUGGUUCUGGCCUGCAGGAGAUUUGCCCGGGCCCCCUCCUUGGGCAGUGGUCAAGGGUCGCUGCCUGGAAGCCCCUCAUUGCCCCCAGUGCAGGAUGAGGUGUUCGAGUUCCCUGACGUCGCCGCUGGACACCAAGACCUGGACAGCAGAGCCAUCACGCUGGUUACAGGCUCUUCUCGCAAGAUCUCCGUGAGGCUGCAGCGGGCCACCACCAGCCAGGCCACCCAGACUGAGCCUGUAUGGUCAGAGGCUGGCUGGGGAGACUCAGGGUCCCACACCUUCCCCAAGAUGAAAUCCAAGUUCCAUGACAAAGCAGCAAAGGACAAAGGCUUUGCCAAGUGGGAAAAUGAGAAGCCCAGGGUACAGGCUGGCGUGGAUGUUGUUGACCGGGGCACCGAGUUUGAACCUGACCAGGAUGAAGCAGACAUGGGUGAAACCAGACAGGAUGGUGAGGAUGGCUGACUUCAGGCUGAAGACACCGAACGCAAUCACGUUGGCAUUUGGAAGGAGCAAGAUGAGAAACUCGGAAGAACAGUCCAACUCUCAGGAAGUUACCUGAAAAGAUAUGUGGACGUUUACUGCCUAGUGACACCGGGGGAUCUCCCUGAUUGGACUAUGGGACAGAGGACUUGCCCUAUGAACUAUUUAUUUCCUCCCCGCCCCCGCCCCUGGUUAGGUGCCGCAAAGACUGUGUUAUGUAGUUGGUGGUUUUCUCAUGUAUCUUUCUCUAGAGCCAUUCAUAUACGGGUGAAAUGGAAGCUUUUGUGCAUGUACUUGAUACUUACUCUCUAUCAGACUUUGCUUUUUUUUUUUUUGUGAGAAUAUUAUUUCAGUAUUUUUAUAAACU
Messenger RNA from Eptesicus fuscus (big brown bat), 2892 nucleotides. RefSeq names its product RAS guanyl releasing protein 3 (gene RASGRP3). The record is from RefSeq and is a predicted model, not a curated record. The transcript has 19 exons. Lineage: Eukaryota; Metazoa; Chordata; Mammalia; Chiroptera; Vespertilionidae. Gene Ontology annotation, biological process: Ras protein signal transduction; positive regulation of GTPase activity. The coding region runs from base 432 to 2507 and encodes 691 amino acids. Gene Ontology annotation, molecular function: guanyl-nucleotide exchange factor activity; calcium ion binding. Gene Ontology annotation, cellular component: plasma membrane.